CUAAAUAAAAGCGGCGCCGUUCGGUGGCUGUCAAAGGAAGCUUGUAGCCAGGUUAGGCAAGCGUCAUAAAGAUCGCGAGCGCUGUGCAUUACGAGUCGACGUAAGCCGUGGCACAUCCUCGCUCGCUUGCCUUGGCAGCACCAGAGUCCAGUAAAGCAGUCAGUGCCAGUGUCACUUCCGAAAUUGUCUACGUGUCGCAAGGAUAGUAUAUUGUGCGCGAGCAAUCUGCAAAAUCAGACUUAAAGAAGUCGCUUAACACACAGUGUCAAGUGGUAGAAUCAAAGAGAAUCUUCAGUAAACGACAUGACCCGAGCGACCGGGGGCAAAUGUUUAUCGGGAGUAACGAAACGCGACGUCGAAUCGCGAUAGAUAGGAGAGCCGGAUAGCUUGGAGCUAUCUGUCGGUGGUGGUGCGAGGGCGCGAGGCCGCGACCCUGAGCCCGAUCCGCGACACCGAGCCAACGAGCCAGGCAAGCUAGCUAGCCAACAGCAGCAGCAAGCAAACAAGCAAGCAAAGUAGCAAACGUGUCGUUACAUCUGCGGAUAAGGAACUGUAUGCCAAAGCAAUUUUGAACAAGUUCAUUUCAACAUUGGAAGAGACAUACGGUGUAUACAUAUCGUAUAUAUCGGUAUUCGCUGUUACUUAUUAGCCUGGCGAAAAUCGGCGGUCCGAGCCGAACUAAGCCGAGCCGGGCGUGUACUCGCGGGAGAGUGUCUUGUUCUUUUCUGUCUUGUCUUGGGAUACGUCGUAAGUGAGAGCGCUUUCGUGGAAGCUAACUACGUCGAGGAACAGUCGGGAGAGUCUUUAAGGAUAAGGGGUUCGUGUGUAGAUUUUAAAGUCGUUGUGUGUUUAUCGUGUAUCGUCGAUUUUUAGUGUUAAGAAAAAUGCCGCUCUUUGGCAAGAAGGAUUCGAACAAGAAACUCAAGAAGGAUGGAAAGGACGACAAGUCUCCGUCCGUCGAUGACAAGUACAUCCUCAAAGAACUCCUUGGGACGGGUGCCUUUUCGGAGGUUCGACUAGCUGAAAGUAAGGACAAACCAGGACAAAUGUUUGCAGUGAAAAUUAUUGACAAGAAAGCGCUGAAGGGGAAGGAAGACUCUUUAGAGAAUGAAAUCAAAGUACUGCGAAGGUUCAGUGAAACAGUGACACCACACAGUGGUGAUGGGCCGCUCAAGUCGGAUAGUAGUGGCGAAAGAGGAUGGUUAACCCAUCCGAACAUCGUACAGCUUCUGGAGACGUUCGAGGACAAACACAAGGUCUAUCUGGUGAUGGAACUGGUCACCGGUGGCGAACUCUUUGACAGAAUUGUGGAGAAGGGUUCCUAUACGGAAAAGGACGCUUCUGGAUUGAUAAGACAAGUACUGGAGGCUGUGGAUUACAUGCACGAGCAGGGUGUCGUUCAUAGGGAUUUGAAACCUGAGAAUCUACUUUAUUACAGUCCCGAUGAGGAUAGUAAGAUAAUGAUCAGUGACUUUGGCCUAUCGAAGAUGGAGGAUUCUGGAAUAAUGGCCACUGCUUGCGGUACUCCGGGAUACGUCGCACCUGAAGUCCUGGCGCAGAAGCCAUAUGGGAAGGCUGUGGACGUUUGGAGCAUAGGCGUCAUCUCCUACAUACUCCUAUGUGGUUAUCCUCCCUUCUACGAUGAGAACGAUGCCAAUCUAUUUGCACAAAUUUUAAAAGGUGAAUUUGAAUUCGAUUCGCCGUACUGGGACGAUAUCAGCGACUCCGCAAAGGAUUUCAUCCACAAGCUGAUGUGCGUCAAUGUCGAGGAACGUUACACCUGCAAGCAGGCAUUGGCGCAUCCCUGGAUAUCCGGCAACGCAGCAAGCAAUAAAAAUAUCCAUGGCUCCGUAGGAAAGUCUCCCUGUUGUGUCAUGGUUGCAGCAAGCAUAUCACGCGGCCACGGUUAUACGUCAGAUGCAGCGGUUGGCGCUCAACAGCGGCCAACAGCAGCAGGGACCAGGAUCGACAGGCCCCUCCAGCGUCAACCCGCGCCCCGAACAAUCCCAACUCAACCCCAACAACCAUCAUCACCACCAACAGCAACAGCAGCAGCAGCAACAACAACAACAACAACAACAACAACAACAACACAGAGUCCCGGGGCCACCAUCGACCAACUACAAUUGAAGCACACUCCCGUGCCACCAACGUCCUUGCCAAACAUGGUGGCCCUGUCUCCAUCCUCUCCUUUCUCGCCGCCUUCGACCUCACCGACGUCUUCGCCGUUACCUUCUUCUAAUGCACCGCCCGACUUUCCCUUAUACGUGCGCAACAAACGCUUCAAACUGUGGGGUAGCACGCGUACCGCUAUCUCUACGUUAUUCCGCGCUAAUGUUUCCUAUCUUAGAAAGCAGAGGAGACACAAGAAAAGCUGAAUAUUAUGGCUCGAACAGCUUAUACGACGCUCGUGCGUGUCGUCAUGCACGAUAGAGAGGCUUCGUUGAACGAAGCGUCUAAACUUCUCGCGUUCGAUUCGAUCUGCGCUGUUGCGGUUAUGUUGAUUACGGCGAUGACGAUGAUUGUGGCGACGUUAUGUUAUUAUUGUCAUCCUUGUGUCGUAAUCGGUUCUACUCGGCAUUAACCGCUUCGACGAUGGUCUCGUGGUCAGGUCUUCGUUGAAAAGCCCGCGCGAUAUAGGCGAUUGUCCUUGCGCUUCUUUAUCUCUUUCUCAUUGCUGCACUACGCUCGAAUAAUGUAAAUCGAGGGUCUCUUUAAGCGGAUGGAACUGCUACGAUUUAAAAUCUUAAGUAGCUCCGCCCGAUUUUACUCUAUCUAUUUACUAUAUCCGUUUCGAUCUCUACUGAUUCUCAUAGAUACUGUUAAUAAGUCGGCUUUUGAUUAUCCGUGUAAUACUACAAUCGCUUUCGUCUGACUUCUUCUUCGAGGGACACCUUGAUGAGGAUUGUUAAACUUUUAAGGAGUUUUUAAGAGGUCGCGACUCCAUUGGGAAAAUUUUAAAGACCUUUUCUUCCAUCGCGAUAUACACUUUAAGAUGAAAUACCUGUUCUGUAGUACUCACUCGCUCUAAAAAGCGGAUGCGCAGUUAAUCUCGAGCGAUGAAGCAAAUGUGUACAUAUAUUCCUAAAAAUACGUUAAUGGAAAACUUAUACAAUGCACUAUAAUGCCUCGCAAUGUAUUGUGUACACGUUAUACUGAUUAUUCGAGUCUUCCGAAAAUGCUGGUGGAUCGAUUGGCUCGUCGACGAAUUCGUGUCACGGAUUAACUUUAAAGAAUAAUAAACGAUCAUUUUCUAUCUGCACUGUUACUGAACGACGACGGCUUAAAAUAUUUGUGGAGUUAUUCAACGUGGAAAAUAUUGAAAGCGCUCCACUGGCGAUUUUCGGUUAUUCGCUCGAUGAGAAAACAAAAAUGGUGCUCGUUAUUCAGCCCUGGUUCGCUACGACCCUAAACGAGACACGAAUGAUACUUGUGUACUUUCAACGCUGCGAAUUUCAAUGGUACCUUAGCCUUUUGAGUAGACAUCGACUUGCCGAUUUACAAUUUUCUCUCCCCCUAUCCGACUUGCGAUUCCUUGUCCUCCACUUCCUCGAUAGAUUUCGAAAUCUUUUGUCGACGCUGUCAAUCUCGAUCUCGUUGACUCUAUUAGAUGCCAUAAAUGUUCCUUGCAAUUGCUGUGCUAUUGUGAUAAAGUCGCGUAAGCUUGCAGCGAGCCACGGGCGUCCAUUUUCAUUGUUCGUUUUACCUUCGUCGUGACACCUUCAAGACCCAACGGCAAGGGAACGUCUCUGGGUCUCAGGUGGCGUUGUCGGAGGAGCUUCCCCCUGCAGUUGGCAGGUGGCGGCGGGGGGAGAGGGUAAACUACAUCAGCGACAAUUAAAGAGAAAAGUAUUUGACAGACGGAUAAAAUAUAAACUAGCUUACCGCAUGAGCGUGUACGUGUAUAUUAUUUUUGCACUCUUGGUGCAUCCGUCUGUCGACAUAUGUUCAUUAGAUCUGUUAUUAGCGAGAAACGAAGGUACGAACAAUAUAAAUGUAGAAAACUUCUGGAGAAACGCUAAUAGCUCCGAACUGUAGGAAAUAAGUAAGUUAAUUGCUCUUUAUCGAGCGGGCAUUCCUACGUCACUCUCUAAUUCUAUAUAUCUCUCAGCAGAUCAAAACUAAGUCCGUGAUAUAAUCACUUAAUAUGGAAUACCCGAACGCCGAACACGUCUGUCUCUGUGGAUCGGGCGCUAAUGAUGUACGAAGGGAUUUUAAUCGAUUCGCUAAGUUAAUACUUGACUCUUAAAAAUAAUUUUAAAGUUAACGAUAAACAUAAGGCAUACUUAUAUAAAUAUAAAUAUAUAUAUAUAUAUAUAUUCUUUAUUAAAUGCCAUAAAUAUAUAAGUAAUUCAAAGAAAAGCGAGGAAAAAUUAAGAGUAACCAGGUUUAUAGGAAAGCGUACGAAGACCGAGAGCUAUAAACUGUGCUUUUUACGAUCAUUGUUCACAAUUGUUAUCGUGAUAACGAUAUGCCAAUCAAAUCGAUACGAUAAUGCUGUGCAUAUUUUAUCGCGCAAAUCGGUAGGCCGUUCUGGUGUGCCUUCGGAUGACACAAUGUCGAUGAUGAGCAUUUUUAAGGGAAACUUGUACUUUUAAGACCGUUAAGUUCAUUUUAUGAUGUUACUGUGUGUUUAAGUUUUUUUUUCUUUCUCUUUUUCCUUUUUGUUUUAUUAUAUAUAUAUAUUUUUUUGUUUCCUUCGUACUUACGACUUGUUAUACAGACGAAUUUAAUCGAUUCUUAGGAUACUUUUAAUCGGAGUAAGAGAAUCUCCUUUACUUAGACAACUCUUACUCCUGUGGCUCAAGGUCGCUGCACGCGGCUCGAAUUUUAUUUGAUUGUUUUACUAGGUACGUUUGUAAUUGUCAGCGACGUUCGUUUAUCGAGAGCGAUUGAUAAUAUAUGCUUGUAUCCAAUUAUCAUAGUUAUGCUCGAUACAAUGUGAAAUACAAUCGACAUACUUAUGUACACAGAUACAAAGAUAUCGCAGCAUACCGUGUAAUCGGAUAGUACAAAUGCCUAUAUUGUUGUAUGCAUAUAUAAAAAAAAAUAGGUAUCGUUUCUUAUUCGUAUUGUAACGUCUAUUAUGUACAGGACCUUCUGAAUCGUACAGCGUACAAAGAAAUGAUCAAAGAAACAAAGUAAAAACUUUAUCAACGAAUUUUCCCAUAUCAAGUCCCGUGAAUGAGAGGAAACAAAAAGCGACAAGAAACCUGCCGAACACUCGAAACUCGAUAGAAUUAAUUGAAGACAAACCGUUCCACUGCGAGAGACGCUGUUGAGAUCCAAUGAAGAUGAAUGUCAGGGUUCUUAAUUCUUAAAUUGCGAAAGUCUGAUAAAACGCUAUAGCGAUAAGGACUAAAUAAUGUAGAAGUACGCGCUGUAAAGGUAAUUGCGAUACUGUACUUAAAAUCGUAAUAAUUAUUUUCUAACCUCUCUUAUUUUUCUUUUGUCUUUCUAUCUGUUCUUCUACGCUCGAUGCGCUUUGGCUGCGCCGAAAAUUGUGCGCCGUGGUCGUCUCAUCGACAUCGUGUCAUCCGACUCGAAGAGUUCACUGCAGCUAAUUAUUAUAAAGAAAAUAAAGCAAGGGAAAAAAUGUAAAAGAAAGAAAAAAAAAGUAAUCGAGAUAUACCGUCGCUUGCCGAUAAAUCGCUGAAGCGUCUCUCAAAUUCUAAAGGAAAGUAAAAACAGGAGGUUUUAGCUUGUAUCGAACGUUACCGUGCCACAUAAGUGAACAUAUCGGCAGCGAGCAUUGUAAAUGUGAUGUAAAAUUAAGGUGAAAUUAAAUGACGAUUUAACGAAGCACUAACGCAGUCUGAUAAGGGAAACAUAAAGAGAAAUUAUGAAGCUCAGACUGACUGUUGAGUAGGGAGACGGAGUUAUCGCUGUUACUAAACUGUCUGAAUGAUUAUUGUUAAAUUAUACGUAUAAAGCACC
This is a messenger RNA of Cephus cinctus (wheat stem sawfly), 5937 nucleotides long. It is a transcript of the gene CaMKI, whose product is annotated as calcium/calmodulin-dependent protein kinase type 1. NCBI's taxonomy places the organism in Eukaryota, Metazoa, Arthropoda, Insecta, Hymenoptera, Cephidae. The record is from RefSeq and is a predicted model, not a curated record. Gene Ontology annotation, molecular function: ATP binding; calmodulin binding; calcium/calmodulin-dependent protein kinase activity. Gene Ontology annotation, biological process: protein phosphorylation. The transcript has 9 exons. The coding region runs from base 885 to 2378 and encodes 497 amino acids.